AUGCGAUCAUGCGUUCGAACUGCGAGCAGCCUUCUGUACGGCUGGCGGACGCCUUCUGCCUCUGCCUCUGUCCGCGGCAAUGGCUUCCCGCUUACCUCACGCCUGCUUGAGCGCCUGCCGCCCCUCAGCAGACGUUAUGCGCAAGCUUUCCGCCCCCAGGGAGAGCUCGAGAAGCGCAUCGCCCAGAUCCCCAUCGACCGGUACCGCAAUUUCUGCAUCGUCGCCCACGUCGACCAUGGCAAGUCGACGCUGUCGGACCGCCUGCUGGAGAUUACGGGCACCAUCCAACCCGGCGGCCAGAAGCAGUUUCUCGACAAGCUCGACGUGGAGAGGGAGCGUGGCAUCACCGUCAAGGCGCAGACAUGCAGUAUGAUAUACACACACGAGGGGGAAGACUAUCUGCUGCAUCUGGUGGACACGCCGGGCCACGUCGACUUCAGGGCCGAGGUGUCGCGGAGUUAUGCCAGUUGUGGAGGAGCGCUGCUGCUGGUGGAUGCCAGCCAGGGCGUGCAGGCGCAGACAGUCGCCAACUUCUACCUCGCCUUCGCCCAGGGCCUCACGCUGGUGCCGGUGCUGAACAAGGUCGACCUCCCUCACGCCGACCCGCCGCGGGUGCUCGAGCAGAUGCGCGACACCUUCGAACUCGAACCGAAAGACGCCGUACAGGUCUCAGCCAAGACUGGCCUGAAUGUGGCAGCCCUCCUUCCUACCGUCGUUGAGAAGAUACCCGCGCCAGUCGGCGACCUGAAGAAGCCUCUCCGCAUGCUCCUCGUCGAUUCGUGGUACGAUGUAUACAAGGGCGUCAUCUUGUUGGUGCGCAUAUUCGAUGGCCAGGUGCGACCUGGAGAUACCAUACGUUCCUUCGCCACCAAGCUCAAGUACAUUGUGGGCGAGGUCGGCAUCAUGUACCCUGACCAGACGCCCCAGACAGUACUCAAGGCCGGUCAGGUGGGCUACAUCUACUUCAACCCCGGUAUGAAGCGCUCGCAAGAGGCCAAGGUCGGCGAUACCUACACCACGAUCGGGUCCGAGAAGCUAGUAGAGCCAUGCCCGGGCUUUGAGGAGCCCAAAAGCAUGGUCUUCGUUUCUGCCUUUCCCACCGACCAGGACAACCACGAACAUCUCGAAGACAGCAUCCAGCAGAUCGUCCUUAACGACCGCAGUGUCACUUUGCAAAAGGAGUCAUCCGAUGCGUUGGGAGCAGGUUGGCGCUUGGGCUUCUUGGGCACACUGCAUUGCUCCGUUUUCGAGGAUCGCUUGCGUCAGGAGCAUGGUGCAAACAUCAUCAUCACACCGCCCUCCGUACCCUUCAAGGUGGUGUGGAAGGACGGCACCGAGUCCAUCAUCACCAAUCCCAACGACUUCCCCGACCAGGACCAAGCACACUUCAGAGUGCAGGAAGUCCAUGAGCCCUACGUGUCUGCCACCAUCACUAUGCCUGACGAAUAUCUUGGUGAGGUCAUUAAGCUGUGCGAGGCCAAUCGUGGUGACCAAAAGGAGCUUACCUUCUUCACUGCUACCCAAGUCAUCUUGAAGUACGACAUCCCCCUGUCGCACCUCGUCGAUGACUUCUUCGGCAAACUCAAGGGCUGCACCAAAGGCUACGCAUCUCUUGACUACGAAGAUGCAGGCUUUCACAAAUCUUCCAUCAUCAAGCUCAACUUACUUGUCAACGGCUCCCCAGUCGACGCCGUGUCGCGUGUCCUGCACACAUCACAGGUCGACAAGGUGGGUCGUACAUGGGUUGAGAAGUUCAAAGAGCACGUCGAGCGACAAAUGUUUGAGGUCAUCAUACAGGCUGCAGCCGGCAGGAGGAUCGUGGCGCGGGCUACCAUUAAGCCGUACCGCAAGGAUGUCCUCGCCAAGCUGCAUGCUAGUGAUCUCAGCAGACGGCGUAAACUGCUCGAGAAGCAGAAGGAGGGUAGGAAGAAGCUGAGGGCUGUAGGCAGCGUUGUUAUUGAGCAGGAAGCGUUCCAGAAGUUCUUAGCCAAAUAG
Molecule: messenger RNA, 1995 nt
Organism: Alternaria burnsii
Lineage: Eukaryota; Fungi; Ascomycota; Dothideomycetes; Pleosporales; Pleosporaceae
Product: gtp-binding protein lepa
Exons: 1
Coding region: 1-1995 (664 amino acids)
Biological process (GO): positive regulation of translation
Cellular component (GO): mitochondrion
Molecular function (GO): GTP binding; mitochondrial ribosome binding; GTPase activity
Source: RefSeq, a predicted model, not a curated record